Molecule: messenger RNA, 981 nt
Organism: Eimeria necatrix
Lineage: Eukaryota; Apicomplexa; Conoidasida; Eucoccidiorida; Eimeriidae
Exons: 2
Coding region: 1-981 (326 amino acids)
Source: RefSeq, a predicted model, not a curated record
AUGGCUUGCAGCUGCACCCGGCCCAACUACAAGGGCCCCGGAGUGGGAAUAUGGGCUUUGGCUCUGUCUUUGGAGUUCGCGUUGGGGGUUUUGAUGGUUUAUUUGGGCUCGGACGCGGCGCCGGACCCGGUGAGCAGCCUGGAGAACUUGGACGGAAACUUGAAGGAUCUGCUGCUGAACGGCAGCGCGGCGAAGGCCGUGGCCAUUAUGGGGUGGUUUCACUUGGUUUUGGCCGCGGCUUGCGGCGUGUUCGUCACUCUCGGGCUUUUCGUCUGCGGCGUCUUCCUCUGCCCCCUCUGCAUCUUGGGUUGGGUUCAAACGGCUUUCUGCGUGAUUUCCACCUUCGUCACUGCAGCAUAUUUGCGCAAGUACCUCGACGUUGCUGCAGCGGCAGUCACGGGCGACGCCCCCGAGGAGAUCUCCGCAGAUGUCUUCUUUGCACAACUCAACAGCCCCAGUCUUCUCCUCUCCUCCGUCCUUUCCUUCGCCUCCGCCGUCGUCUUGUCCAGAGCUGCCAAGGUCAGCAGCGGCGAGUCCGUCCCGGGAGCUGCCCUGAUGGUGUGGAGCAUGGGUCUGUACGCGACGAUAGGGGCGUUUCUGGGGGCUGGGGGCGGCGGCGUGGCGCCCACGCCGGCGCUCACGACGCUGUGGGUGGCGCUGUGCGUCUUGGGGGCGAUCUUGAUGAACAUUCGGGCUUGUUGCUGCGAAAAGAUUUGCAAUAUUCUUAUGAUAGCCCUCUUCGGCGUGGGGGCUGUGCUGGCCUUCAUAACUGCUGUUGUCUUCGCCGAAAUCUACGCAGCUGUGGUGGCCGACCCGCUGGCCAACGCCGAACACGCGCGGCUCUUCGUUGUCAUGCAGUCCGGCAUAGGCCUCGUAGUGGCUGCAGUGCUUUCGCUGGCGGCCUGCGUGACUUCGCUGCUGGCCACGGCCUACGCGGCGCGUUCGCUCAUUUGCUGCGGCGACGGCGUCAGCAGCAGCUGA